Owenia fusiformis is the source of this 1596-nucleotide messenger RNA. The record is from the annotation of a GenBank genome assembly. NCBI's taxonomy places the organism in Eukaryota, Metazoa, Annelida, Polychaeta, Sabellida, Oweniidae.
GAGCACAUUAAAUAUACUAAACCAUUUAAAUCAUAUUUUUCCAUUUAAAGCUAAUAAAUACUGGAUUGAAUAGAAUAAAAAAUAGCUUGUUUAUGAAAAUAAUGUUUAUUUUUAAGGAAUGACAUACUUGUUUUCAACACUCCCACUCUGGACUUUAAAAUGGGAAUACCACUCCCAUGAAUCAUAGCUUUUUGAAUGACUACUAAAAAAAUCCAGACUAAGCAAUCUCAGUAGUAUAUAAAACAAAGACACCACUGAAAGUCUGAUUUCAUCAACAAAUUUCAUAAAAAUGAAGACAUUCCUUAAAAUCGGGUUUGUUUUGCUACUCCCAGUUCUGAAUUUUAUGACAGUAUCCACUGAUGAUAAUGCUGACAUCACUAAUAAUGCUGACAUCACUGAUGUAGACAAACAUUGGAUCAGGAAAUGUGGAGGAAAAUCCCAACUUGAAUGUGAUCAGCGGACACAUUUCUGCGAUGACAGAGUUGACAAGUGUAGUAGAUGUACAGACUUUUGCUCUGAGAGUAGGGUCAAGGGACUAACACAAUUGGAAAAACGUUGUUAUGAAGUUUGCCCAGUUUGGUUGUACAUAGAACAGCAAGAGAAAAUACAGGAGGAAAGUAAACCAAACAGCAUUCAAUCCUCAGGACAAUCUGCCAUAAACACCCACUUCAAUCCAUUAGCAAGUUCAUCAACUAUAACGAUUCCACCAUACAUAGUAAUAGGCUUACUGAUAUGUUUCGGAGCACUGUGCCUAUUUGGAACUGUUGCAUCAAUUGUAGCAAUUUUCGCAAUGAAGUUAUAUAUUACUAAACGAAAGGAGGAAACCACAAAGGAGGAAGAACAAAAGAAAAUCAUGAAGACUGCAAAAGGACACAAUAUCCACAAAACAAGUUCUGUCAUGGGAGGACAUCAUUUUACAGAAGUACAGCGACCUCUUAUUAAUCCAGAAAGAUCCUACAAUGACAGACAUGAUAGAGACACUCAUAUUGAAAUGGAUCCCAUUGGAAAUGGACAUGUUUUAAAUUCUGACAAAGGAUUGGACAGUAUAAGUGAACAAACUGAAGACGAUACUGAAUUGAAAAAGAUACAGUACAUCAGCCACAUCCACAUCUGGCCAAUUCUAUUCCAAGCACAGUUUCAGAAUAUCAGUAUGAAGGUGGUCCUUUGCUUGUUUGUUGCUGUCAUUGCCUGCAUUGAAGCAUGCCAUGUAGAAAUUGACAACAGGAGUGGCUAUGAAGUUGGCUGGACUCUAGUUUUUGCCAGUAAAACCAAUGGAUAUGGUUUGGUUGAUAGUGGCAAACGACACACACAUAACUGCAACACAUGCCUGCCCAGAGACAUCUAUGUGACAUGGAACAAUGUCAACUGCUACAUCUAUGUGAACUGUGUUAGUAAGCCAACCAUUGAAGUGAACAUCUUUCCCCAAUCUGGUGGAAGAUGGGUGAUGAAUCUAAGAAACACAGCAACUGGGAAAACCACGCAGUGCCCCAUGCCAGCACCAAGAUCCUAUGUUUAACACAUGUAGCAGUUCAACAGAAUUUGAUUGUCAUGAUUUUCAGAAUACAAAAUACAAUAAUUGAUUAACAAUAAUAAAAA